Molecule: messenger RNA, 1772 nt
Organism: Megalops cyprinoides (Indo-Pacific tarpon)
Lineage: Eukaryota; Metazoa; Chordata; Actinopteri; Elopiformes; Megalopidae
Gene: txlna
Product: taxilin alpha
Exons: 11
Coding region: 87-1715 (542 amino acids)
Molecular function (GO): syntaxin binding
Source: RefSeq, a predicted model, not a curated record
CAUUUUUCCGGCAUUUCCCGUGUCAGUUGGCAGCGAUCAGUUGAAGUGAAAUUGUUGUGGUUACUUGAAACGACUCAGGCCUAAAUAUGAAGAAGCAGAACAGUGAGGGGCAGGAGCAGGAGUGCAGCGGAGGGGCACAGGCCAGCGCGGAGGAGGCGACCGGGGGAAGCGCUGUGGCGCCCGAGGCUCCAGGCAGUCCGGAAGGGACAGACGGACAGCAGUCGGUCACCCCUCCAGUGGACGCUCAGGCCAAGAAUGGCGAGGUGGAGGCCACAGUGCCUACGGCGUCCUGCGACAUGGCGGAAGAGCUGAGCCGGCAGCUGGAGGACAUCCUCAACACUUACUGCCAGGAGGACAGCGGUGAAGACGGGGCCCUGCCCGAGGCCCCCGAGGGCUGCAACGGCCAGCCCGACGGCCUGGAGGUCAACGGUGUGGCCGAGAAAGAGGACGGCAAGCCGGAGGAGCCCAAACUGAACGGCAGCGUUGCAGAGAAGGACCAGAAGAAAAUGCAGGAGAAGAAGAAGGUCAAGGGAUUAGGGAAGGAGAUCACCCUUCUAAUGCAGACCCUCAAUACCCUGAGCACGCCAGAGGAGAAACUGGCAGGCCUCUGCAAGAAAUAUGCUGAACUGCUGGAGGAGCACCGUAACUCUCAGAAGCAGAUGCGGGCCCUGCAGAAGAAGCAGACGCAGCUGAUCCAGGAGAAGGACCACCUCAGGAACGAGCACAGCAAGGCCAUCCUGGCCCGCAGCAAGCUGGAGAGCCUGUGCCGGGAGCUGCAGAGACACAACCGCACGCUCAAGGAGGACGGGAUGCAGCGCGCCCGGGUGGAGGAGGAGAAGCGCAAGGAGGUGACCUCGCACUUCCAGGUGACGCUCAACGACAUCCAGGCGCAGAUGGAGCAGCACAACGAGCGCAACGCCAGCCUGCGGCAGGAGAACAUGGAGCUGGCCGACAAGCUGAAGAAGCUCAUCGAGCAGUACGAGCUGCGGGAGGAGCACAUAGAUAAAGUGUUCAAGCACAAAGACCUGCAGCAGCAGCUUGUGGAUGCUAAGCUACACCAGGCCCAGGAGCUGCUGAAGGAGUCUGAGGACCGCCACCAGAGGGAGAAAGACUUUCUGCUGAAAGAGGCGGUAGAAUCCCAGCGGAUGUGUGAGCUCAUGAAGCAGCAGGAAGUCCACCUCAAGCAGCAGUUGUCAUUGUACACAGAAAAGUUUGAAGAGUUUCAGAACACGCUUUCCAAAAGCAACGAGGUGUUCACGACAUUCAAACAGGAGAUGGAGAAGAUGACCAAGAAGAUUAAGAAGCUAGAGAAAGAGACCACGAUGUACCGCUCGAGGUGGGAGAGCAGCAACAAGGCCCUUCUGGAGAUGGCAGAGGAGAAAACUCUGCGCGACGGCGAGCUGGACGGCCUGCAGGGGAAGGUGGUGCGGCUGGAGAAGCUGUGCCGCGCGCUGCAGACGGAGCGCAACGAGCUCAGCAAGAAGGUGCAGUGCAUGAGCAGCCAGGACGACGGCUCAGCCGAGGGCCCCGCCGAGGGCCCCGCCGCGCAGGGGCCGGCCGCCACGGACUCUGACGAGGGCGGCCCGAGCCUCCUCAGCAGCCCCGACCCAGAGACUCCGCCCGCCCACGCGCCGCACCCGCCGGCCUGCCACUGCGGCCCCGAGCUGGACACGGAGGCGGCGGGCGAGGCCUGCGCCCUGACCGCGCAGGAAUGAGCCCCGUCCCCCAGCCCCUCCCCUCUCUCCCCCCUUCUCUCUCUAUUCCAGUCCUCA